This is a messenger RNA of Pangasianodon hypophthalmus (striped catfish), 2225 nucleotides long. It is a transcript of the gene grhl3, whose product is annotated as grainyhead-like transcription factor 3. Gene Ontology annotation, molecular function: DNA-binding transcription activator activity, RNA polymerase II-specific; RNA polymerase II cis-regulatory region sequence-specific DNA binding. Gene Ontology annotation, biological process: regulation of transcription by RNA polymerase II. The transcript has 15 exons. Gene Ontology annotation, cellular component: nucleus. NCBI's taxonomy places the organism in Eukaryota, Metazoa, Chordata, Actinopteri, Siluriformes, Pangasiidae. Bases 194 to 1891 code for a protein of 565 amino acids. The record is from RefSeq and is a predicted model, not a curated record.
GCAGCGGCAGGCCCAAAUCAAAACCUCUUCACUCAAGGAGGUACACAGAUACAACCACUCUCUCUCUCUCUCUCUCUCUCUCUCUCGGUCUCUCGGUCUCUCUCUCCGUUAUAUAUCAAUACGGGAACAUACACCUUACCAGAGAGGAGAGCUUAGACUGAGGAUUUUAUUUCUGCAGCCUCUGAGGAACGACAUGACCAAGGAGAUUGAGGCUCUGAUGAUUUUGCAAAACGAGAGCUUUAAUUACUCAUGCUACUCUGACAGCUACCUAAUGGACUCCUGGAACUACAUGGACAUCGAUAGCAGCAAACCUAAAUCCAGGCUUGCUGAUGACGAUCUCAACAGUAUCUCCAUCUUCAGUGAUAUUUGCAAGACUCCAAAAGAGCAGAAGAUGACUUCCUGUUCACAUGGUGGCAGUACAUUUAAACCAAUGGACAGAACACCCAAUGGUUCUUCCCCUGAGCUGACACCUCUACAAAACUCACACCUCAUGAAGCUGGUAACCGGGAGCAUUUGUACCACCCAAUCACAAGUCGCGAAACAAAUUUCUCCAAGCAACAACAACUACAUCCAGGGUGACAGCUAUGAAAAGCAAGCCAUCAACAACAUAUUUGAUUCCCUUAUGCUCAACACACCUCAUAAAAUGUGGCCUUCAGAUACCUCCUACCCAGAUGCCAGCACUGAACCUCUAGGCUACAGCACUGAUUUUGUGGGCCACCCAAGUCCUGAUUACUCCGACUCAUACUCAAACUCUCCUCCUGAGAGGUACAGGAAUGACUUUCAGUUUAUUCUCGGAGCACCUCAAGCCUCCCAAAACAAGACCACAGAGAUGCCGAUGGUGUACCUGAACAAGGGCCAGUUCUACCCCAUCACCCUACAGGGAGUGGACAGCAGUGCUGGGAUCCCGUGCAGCAAAGUGAAGACUGUGAUCAUGGCGGUGUUUGAAAACGAGAAGAGUCCUGAGAUGCAGCUGAAGUGCUGGAAUCACUGGCACGCGCGGCAGCCGACUGCUAAGCAGAGGGUCAUUGAUAUUGCUGACUACAAAGAAGUCUUCAGUGGCAUCAGCAAUGUAGAAGAGGUUGCUUUUAAUGCCUUAUCCUUCAUCUGGAACACCAAUGAAGAAGCUAAGGUGUAUAUUGGUAUCAAUUCCCUCAGCACAGACUUCUCCUCUCAGAAGGGGGUGAAAGGUGUCCCUCUAAACCUGCAGAUCGACACGUAUGACUUCAGCUCUGGCACCAACCAUCUCAUCCACCGAGCCGCCUGCCAGAUCAAGAUCUUCUGUGAUAAGGGUGCAGAGAGGAAGAUGCGAGAUGAAGAACGCAAAAGAGUCAAGAGGCGAACAAAGAAUGUUGCUGACUCCACUAAUGGUGGAAAACAGACUCCGGUUUCCAGCUCCAUUGGGAAGGACUGCACUUUCUUCAAGACCCUGGAUGACCAUGUCACACAGCCUGUGCUGUUCAUCCCUGAGACCCACUACAGCAACCUGCAGCGCUUGGCAGUGACUACCAGUGCAGAGGAAAGUGAGAAGAACUCGCUGAAACGUGUUGCCUGUUUCUCUGAUUCAGGAGAACAGUGUGGCUCACCGCUCAGCAAACAACCACGCAAGGAAGAACAGCAAAGAGUCCUCCUGUACGUACGGCAAGAAUCGGAGGAAGUGUUCGACGCCCUCAUGCUGAACUCGCCCACCCUGAGAGGACUCAGACAAGCGAUUUCGGAAAAGUACGGCCUGCAAGAAGACACCAUCGGGAAAAUCUUCAAAAAAUGCAAGCGAGGGAUUUUUGUGAACAUGGACGACAACAUCGUUGAACACUACAGCAACCAUUCCGCCUUCCUCAUCGAGAUCACAGAGGUCAUGCUCAAUCAAUUCCAAGUCACGCUACUCGAGUUAUGAGUGACAUCGUCUUCCAGUGACGCAAGUCCCACCCCCUCACUGGCAGUGUCUCCCCAACCUGCCAAUCAGAAAGCACUGCCACAUCUCAGAGAAAUUUUUUGGACCAUAGCUGUCACCAUGGGGACAAUAGAGCGCUGCAGGUUUACAGCUAAACGUCAGCACCAUAUUAAUUACCUCUGUAAAAACAAUUUAUUUCCUUGUUUUUAAUUAAUUAUUUUUUUGUUUUUUAACCACAGUUGAAUAUGACGUAAGCAAUUAUGAUGCAUUGAACAAACUGAUGAGUAAAUGAAUAUAUGAGUUGUAAAUAUAAAUUGUAAAUAGAAGUGAAUAUUGU